Messenger RNA from Lasiosphaeria miniovina, 2903 nucleotides. Its product is annotated as WD40 repeat-like protein. Bases 255 to 2741 code for a protein of 828 amino acids. Gene Ontology annotation, biological process: positive regulation of ubiquitin protein ligase activity; positive regulation of anaphase-promoting complex-dependent catabolic process; anaphase-promoting complex-dependent catabolic process. Gene Ontology annotation, cellular component: anaphase-promoting complex. Gene Ontology annotation, molecular function: ubiquitin ligase activator activity; anaphase-promoting complex binding; protein binding. The transcript is spliced from 4 exons. The record is from RefSeq and is a predicted model, not a curated record. Lineage: Eukaryota; Fungi; Ascomycota; Sordariomycetes; Sordariales; Lasiosphaeriaceae.
CGACAAGCUCCCGCCAGGUUCGCGCCUGCGUGAGGCCGGCAGAUCCGAGCGUCUCUCGUUAUCCAACCUCUCUCGUUAUCCAGCCUCUCUCGUCUCAGCACGGUCAGGUGCUGCUGUGGGCAAUUCGGCGUCGUCGACUCGGUCGGUGACCCGGCCGGCUCUUCUUUCAUUUACCUCCCCAGAUCAGUCGCAUCUCUCGUGCCUUUGGCCCGCCUUGUGCGAGCAACCAGGCAGCCUAGCCCGCAGCCGCACACAUGGGCACCUACGGGGCCGAAGGUGCUGCGUCACCGGAGUGGGAGCUUAGUCGGCAGCUUCGACGCCAGCGCCAGGCUUUCAGUUCCCCUGCCUGUCUCAGCCCGGCCGAUUCGGGAUACGGAUCGGCUUUUUCGUCUCCGAAGACACCACAAGGACUUGACAAUCCCGACAGACAGACUCUGGGUGGGCUGUGGAUGCUUGGCGAUGGGAACCUGUCGGACCUCGACGACCCUUUCACCAACAGCGAAGAUGAGAAGCCAGCGGCAGCGAGACCGGAACUCGUUACCCAGGCAGCCGAGAUCGGACUGGCACAAGGUACAGGAGAGCGCCCAAAACAUUCUACACUGCCAACGCGGUCUUUCCGCUCCCGCCCGGCUCUACCUGCGUCAUUUCAUUCAGACUCUGGGGCAGCUGGGCUCCCGCGGCAAGGCUCUGACAGAGGGUUAGUCCGAGGGACAGGAUCCUUGCGUCUCCCCGACCGCUUUAUCCCGACGAGGACGCACUCUGCAAACACCGCCGAAAAGUUCAGAACUGGAAAGGCACCACAUGAACUGACUCCAUCUGAGAAGCUUCUACGGCACAAUGGUGCAACUGAAGAUGCGUUUUGCUACCGCCGGAGGGCCGUGACACCCAUGGCAUGCGACUUCCGCUCCCGCUCGCACUCGGAUACAACAGAGAGCCAGCGCCAAGUAGGUAGUGUUCUAAGCCUUCUAGACCAAAACGGUAAGACCGGUUUAGACAGACAGGCCAGCAACGGGACCAUCUGGGCCGUUGGUGGUGUUAUCCCUGGAGGUGCAGCUGUUAACAACGGCCGAGGUCAGCUGGUCCGGAGUGGGACCAAUGCCAGGCUCUUCCGUACCUCGUUUCCCAAUGCGAAGCCACAGGCCGAGGAAGAAAGGGAAAAGCACGAGUCCAGGCUUGCUGCUGCCCUCGGCCUCGACCGGGUAAAACGUAUCCUUGAAGUGAAUAUAACUCACAAGCAGGAUCACACAUUUGGAAACAAGCACGGGGAUGUCGCUCCUACACAGUGGAAUGGAACCGAAUGGGUCAAGAAUGGACCGUUGCCUAGGCCUUUGAAACCCCAAGAAAACAGGUUGCUGCCGAUAGCUCCAUUCAAGGUCCUCGAUGCUCCGAAUCUUCGUGACGACUUCUACUGCUCCAUACUGGCGUACUCGAUUACCUGUCGGACAUUGGCUGUUGGCCUGGGAGACCUCCUUUACGGAUGGUCUGAAUCUAGGGGAGUGCAACUUCUCAAUGCCGGCACCCAAGAGGAUUGCCAUUUGACGAGCGUCGCAUUUUCAUCUUCCGAGGGGCGCAAAAGUAUUUUGGCCUUCGGAAGAUCCAACAAGACGUUGGGGUUGAUGUCACUGAAUGACGAUGCAGAACCGGCAAGUUCUCGUUCUGGCCCCAUGCCGCGAUUCGAAGUUCUCCAGCCCGCACCGGUCGCCUGUCUGAGCUGGAAGCCUACUUGUACCAUCCGGCCGUCAAAGAGCAGUAUCCAUCCUGGCCAUCUUGUAAAAACUGAGGAUCUUUUGGUCGGAGAUGAGACCGGUCACGUAUACUACUACGCCGUGGAGUGGCCCGAGAGAUGGGAAGUGGAACGACACAACUGGGCAGGGCAGAUGACGCUUCUUGCGAGGAUUACAAUCCAUGCUCAGCAGAUUUGCGGACUUUCUUGGUCGCCAAAUGGCGCGCUCUUUGCUACAGGGGGAAACGACAAUCAGUGCUGUCUAUUCGAGACUGGCAAGGCCAUCGUAGCUCACUCACAAGCGCACGAUAGCAGCCCAGGGAGGGACGACAUUGACAACCCGACCCGAUCCCCAAGCCGUGAGACCAGCGAGGCGUCCACGGCUGAUACUGAAAUUCGGGUUCAGAACUCCCGGACAGCUCCCACCAUUGUCAAGCAUCUCAGAUCCGGCGAUGAGAAAUAUCGAUGGCUGCACGGAGCUGCAGUCAAGGCAAUUGCCUUUUGCCCCUGGCAAGAUGGUCUGGUGGCCACUGGGGGCGGCUCAAACGACAAGUGCAUUCAUUUCUUUCACACCACGUCAGGUGCCGCUCUCGCAACGAUCUCGGUUUCGGCUCAAGUGACAAGCCUCAUCUGGUCGACAACUAGACGAGAAAUCGCGGCCACUUUCGGCUACGCCCAACCAGAACACCCAGUUCGAAUCGCGGUAUUCUCCUGGCCAGACUGCCGACAAGUUGCGGCUAUCCCCUGGAUGGGCGAACACCGAGCACUGUAUGCGAUCCCAUAUCCUGGGGGGCCUAAAAAUGCCCGCUCCCCGAAAAUUGGCAACAGAGCACGAAGCUACAGCCGCCCCGCGAUGGAAGGCUGCAUUAUGGUUGCGUCGAGCGAUAAGAGCGUCAAGUUCCACGAGGUAUGGGCAGCGGACAAGAAGGCUAUUGCUGGAGGGGUCGGCAUGCUUGGUGGCAGCGACAUCCUAGAGAGUCUAGAAGGCAUUGACAAGGAAGGCGACGUGAUUCGGUAAUGCGGCGGAGUAGAGGGAGAGAGGCUUGACGAGAGCCCGAGGACCUGAGCUGACUAUUCAUGGUGUCACACAUUGCUUUGAUGCCAAAGGCCGCGAGACUGCGCAGUAGAGACCGAGGGAGGUUACUGACUGUAGGUACUCGUCUUAGGCCGGGGUGUAUGG